Molecule: messenger RNA, 2475 nt
Organism: Cladocopium goreaui
Lineage: Eukaryota; Dinophyceae; Suessiales; Symbiodiniaceae
Source: the annotation of a GenBank genome assembly
AUGCUUUGCCUCCUGGUCUCAAAGGAGCCAAUCGGAAACUUUUGGUGCAGUGGACAUGGACGCUUAUCGGAGUUGCCAAUUGAGGAGUUCUUUGGCAGGCUUCGGUCAAGGGCUCUGAAUGCGCAGAUGUCAGUGCGCAGCUACUUCAAGUCUUCAGCCAAAGAGGUGAUUCGAACCUUCCGUGCAAACAACAAAGAGAAAGACCCAGGCGCAUCCAACAUGCAAAUUGUGAAGCCUGUCUCAGAGGAUGAUUUUCUUGCUUGCAAUGUUUUAGCUUUGAAGGCUGGCACCAAAUUAGCUGGUUGGUGUGCAGAUGUGGAUGACCAAUCUUUGCUCAAUGCCUAUCACGUGUCUCCGGCGGAGUUGCUUCAGGAUGAUGAUCAGCCGCUCCACCACUGGGAGAAUGAUUGGAAUGGGCACUCCGAUGAGGUGGAGGAGUUGAAUGAGCCGACUUGCGAUAAAGUGCUCCAUUCUGUAGCUGAGGAUGCCAAAGAUGUCACUGAAGAAGCGAAUGGCAUGGACCUUCUGGGUGAGGACCAACAUGGUGAGGAUGAAGAUCUUGCAGACCUUGAUUUACGUGGCGUUCCUGAUGCUGACAAGCUGAAGGCGGUCCUUAGGGCCUCAGAAUCGGGCGCUGCGUUUGGCUUUACACAUUCCCCGCCGAGGUACUCCAAUAGCAACCAGCAGAUUGAGACCGUGUCUUCCGCCUUCGAUCAAUGCGGCCCAGAUCUCAGUGCCAAGAACCUUGUCGAUGCGAUUUGUUACAAUGAAGCAAAGCUGGCGGAACUUCGCCGUGAAGAAGGCAGUGCAGAAUACAGAAAGAGAUCCGGCCGCAUGGAGAAGUGGAAGCAGGUCGCAAUGGAUGCGGCAGUGGAUCCAGCUGCAAGAGAUCUCAUCUCAGACAAGAUUGAGCAUGGCCACAUCAUCGCCAUCGUCAUUCCCAGAAAGGGAUCAGCAUCUGCCCAAAGGGCCACACUUGCAAUUGAAACAUCCCUGUGGCGGAACCCCAAGAAGCCACAGCUCAGUACGACAGCCUUGUCAAUGAGCCAGAUCAUUGCUUUGCGCUGCAUUGAGCUGGAGCAGCGCGUUGAGGACGGCAAAUGGUGGUGCUGCAGCACAUCGAGGGCAUGGGUGGUGAAGUCGUAUGCGGUUGCUGCGGUCUUGGACAUGUCAGAGAGCGCUGACACCGUGGAUGGAUUGACUAUCGAGCUUUCCGAACAGUCUGCAGAGUAUGUCGAUGGUUUGGAUCAAGUUCCACAUUGGUGGCCUGCAGAGCAGUCCACGUGUGAGGCAGAGGAUGAUGCAGAUAUGAGGGCCAUGCCUUUCUCAGGACUGAUCGUUGGUCGUGGGAGGGGUCGGAAGAGAGGUCCGACAGGCGAAACCAACAAAAAACCAAAGAAGAAGAGGAAGACAGGUGAACAGGAUGAACAGGAUGAACAGGAUUCAAAACCGGAGGGAAGGAAAAAGAAGAAGAAGGUGAAGCAUCACAAAAAACUCAAAUCCACAAAGAAACCGAUGCCGAAAGUUGCCUUUCUGGCAUCGAAUAUGUUGAAAAACAAAAUUGGCCGAGCUUUGGUGUCGCAAUCGCUUGAGAAAUUCAAAAUGUUGGAUGCCGAGCAGUUUGCAAAGAGCCCGGCUUUCUCCUUUUCCGGCGAGUGUAUGAUUCCAGUGGAAGGCGUGAAGGGUUUCCGCAGCAAGGUCUUUGAGAGGCUUGACGGGACGAUGAAGGAGCUGGAGGGCCAUCCGUUGGAGCUUGCAGGCACCGCUGCAGUUGAGCCAUUGCGUCAAGGCUUGGCCGUGCAGGAGCAGCUGCUGCUUCGUACAUGCUGCAGUGCAAGUCGAGAAGGUGUGAGUGGCACGUUCGUCUUUUGGGAGGAGGCGCUCAGCAAUCGCCAAGCGCGCCAUGCCAAGCGUGGUGCCUUGCUACAUUGGGCCGAUUACAAAAGGUGGUUCCAGCACACCGUGAUGGAGAGUCAAAAACUGCGGCUCCGUCGACUUUUUUGGGCUUUGCGGCCCGUCUCCCAGCCGCAGGAACAUCGGGAUUUGCGCGACCGCCUAGCACUGCGCAAUGCGCAACGCACUGCGCAGCGAUGUUUGAGAGAACUUCAUGUGCGCUUCCUUCGUCAGCGUAAGGCGCUACGCGCUCGACAGCUCCAGCUGCAACGCCAGUGUUUCACUGCGAUGGCUCAAUGGCAACUGUUGCGGUAUGCCUUCCAAUGCCUGGCCGGAAGGAGUGAUACGCCAAGGGCGCUGCCAGAGUUCAGCGACGUCUUGCUAGUCAAGGGCUGAUUCUUCGAAGCGUUGGAGCGGAGCCAGUCAGUUGGGAUGUGCACGAUUACAGUACUUGGGUCCUAUCGGUCCCACUGUUGAGGUUGUGUCAAGGCUCAGCUGUGACAGAUGCAAUAGGCUGCUAAUAGGCUCUUGAUGCUGCGAUGUCUCAGUGAAUCAGGGGAUUUUAUUGAUCUUCUCGAUCUU